CAGAAGGACACUGGUGGUUUCUGACACCAGAGGUGGGGGGUGAAGCCUAUUCACUGUCACCAGUAGUUACUUGUUGCCCGUCAAUUACCGUCAGCGGUCACAUAUUGCACCAGGCUGCAACAUCCACCACCACAACAGAGUCUCCACCACCAUGGCUAUCACUGACUUUCUCGCAGCCUCGGACAUCACUUCAGCUAUCAAUGCUUGUAAAGCGAAGGAUUCCUUUUGCCCGAAGAUGUUUUUCAAAACAGUGGGUUUAUCCAAGAAAACUCCAACAGAGAUCGAGAGGGUCUUUAAGAUUUUGGACCAGGACAAAAGCGGCUUCAUAGAACAGGAUGAGUUACAACUGUUCCUGCAGAACUUCUCCAAAGGAGCGAGGCCCCUGACUGCAGCUGAGACCAGAAGCUUCCUGCUGGAGGGAGACUCAGAUGGAGACGGGAAGAUCGGCUGGGAAGAGUUUUCUGCGCUGGUCAAGUCUUCAUAAAAAAACAUGCGUGACUCCUAUGAUUUGUUGUAUGGUGAUAAUCUCAGGACAGGUCUCUUUUUAUACUGUUAGCUAGCUACAGUA
Molecule: messenger RNA, 568 nt
Organism: Sebastes umbrosus (honeycomb rockfish)
Lineage: Eukaryota; Metazoa; Chordata; Actinopteri; Perciformes; Sebastidae
Product: parvalbumin, thymic-like
Exons: 4
Coding region: 152-484 (110 amino acids)
Cellular component (GO): nucleus; cytoplasm
Molecular function (GO): calcium ion binding
Source: RefSeq, a predicted model, not a curated record